AUGACUUUGGGUCCCGAGCAUCCAGGGAGAGUUAGAGGUGUUGGGGCUGGGAUUUCCACUAAGAAAUACUUCAAUUUACCUAGACAACAGAGGGUAAAGUUUGCCGAUCAAUUAAAGGAAAGUGUAAGAGAUGUCCUUAAAGAAGAGACCUUGAAGAUGGAGGCUAGAACCAAGCAAUUGGUAGAAGCUGAGAUGGAGAAUUUGCUGAAUUAG
Prunus armeniaca (apricot) is the source of this 213-nucleotide messenger RNA. Lineage: Eukaryota; Viridiplantae; Streptophyta; Magnoliopsida; Rosales; Rosaceae. The record is from the annotation of a GenBank genome assembly.